CGGGGAGCGCUCGCCAUGACUCAGCAGCCGACGACGAGGCAAUGCCGGGGUGGCAGGCGCCCGGCCCCUCCCGCUCCGGCUCCCGCUCCCCCGCCCCGCGCGGGCGCCCCCGCCGCGGUCCCUGAGCAGCCCCCAAGCGCAGCCCCGCCGGGGACGGGGACGCGGCGAGUAGGGAGGAGCGGCGCCGCCCACGCGCCCGCGGACGCCCGGGCCCCGCGCAUGGUCCGGCGGCCCCCGCCAGCCCGAGCAUCCCCGCGGCCCGGCGCACGUGGCGGGCGGGGCGGGAGCGGUGACAUCACGGCUGCGGCGCGGGCGCGCGGACAUGGCUGCGCAGACGGCGGGCGCCCGCUGAUCCGAGGUCUGAGCCCCCGCGGGCCCCGCGUCCCGCGCCCAGGCGCGUGCAUGCACCUGUCCGGAGCCCUCGGCCGAAGUGCGAGGCGCCCGACGUCAGGGGGCGCCCAGGAGCCGGGGCGCGCAAGACCCUACCCACCUGCCCGCUCCCCGCCCCCCCCGUCCGGGCUGUUGGGCUCUGGAGGAUGCAGCCUGAGAGACCCAUACUCAGGAAACGCCUUUCUGCCUGGCGAGAGCUCCAGUGAGGAUGAGACGCCCUUGGCAGAGCUGUCAAAGGAGGAGUUGUGUGCCAAGAUAAAAAGUCUGAAAGAAAAAUUAACGAACACUCGGAAGGAAAACAGCCGGCUGCGACAGUCUUUGGUCAUGCUACAAGUGCUGCCGCAGGCGGUCACACAGUUUGAAGAGCUGGUCUGGAUGGCAGAGACCCUGCUGAAGGGCGGAGGCACCAUGCCGACCCCUGCGUCCACCCUCUGGAGAGCAACCAAUAACUCCUCGCCAGACUCCUUGGCCUCCACCUGCAGUAAUUCCGCUUCGCACUCCAGCUCGCCAGCGUCCCCGAAGGCGGAGGGAGAGCAUCCCCCGGAGGAGAAGCAGUUCAAGAUUGAAAAAUGGCAGAUUGCCCGUUGUAAUAAGAACAAACCUCAGAAGUUUAUUAAUGAUUUAAUGCAAGUGCUUUACACAAAUGAAUACAUGGCCACCCACAGCUUGACUGGGGCAAAAUCCUCCACUUCAAGGGACAAAGCUGUAAAGCCAGCUAUGAAUCAGAAUGAAGUUCAAGAGAUCAUAGGAGUAACAAAACAGUUAUUUCCCAAUACAGAUGAUGUUUCAAUUAGAAGAAUGAUAGGGCAAAAACUAAACAACUGUACCAAGAAGCCAAAUGCAAGCAAAAACCUUAACUCUCAGGAUAUUAAGUAGACGCCUUUGAUAUUGCAGGUAUCUGAAACAACGGACUUCUGCUCUGAAUUUCAUACUGGACUGGACUGGAGAGCCUGUGCCCUCCCUGGCAGUGAGUCCGGAGAUGUGAGCGGCGACAGGCUGUGAGACAUGUGUUCCUUCCCUGGGCUGUCAUGACAGCAUGCCACGUUUGCUGAAGAAGUUGCAUGUAGAUUCCAUCCUAAAUACUAGUGGUGCAUCAAGCCAAGGAAUUUCUACCAUCAAAUAAGCAUGCAGGAUGGUUUAUUUGGAAAUACGCAUUUUCCUUUCCCCAAAUACUUACACAGUUAACAAGGAUAAGCAGAGCCCUCAUCAGAGCAGUAAAGCCUUCCCUUUGUAGAUCACUGUCCAAGCCAAACACUGUAUAUUUAUUAUUACCAGUGACUCCUGUCAUAGCCUUUGGAUUGUUAGCAUAAACACAUUUAGAAAAGUAAACAGGUAAAUAACCAUUGUUCACAAAUAUGAGCGCAGCAUGGUGCGCCUAAUCUCCGAUAAUCAUGUCUAACCAAGUGAUGAUGUUUUACCAGUAAAAGUACAGGAUGACUCUAUUGUCUAACAAUGAAUAAUACAGAAAAAUGAGAACAGUGAAAUCUCAAUCAUAAAUAUUGCACCAACUCCCCAAAACAAACAUAUUUUGUGUUAAGACUAUGUGUACGUCCUCAGAAUAACCUUUUUGUUUAACAGGUGUGCUGUUAUUAUCCAAUAUGAAUAUAGAUGUGAAAUAUAAAAGCAUCAGUGUCAUCUAAAGCAUCCUAUUAUACAUAUGAUACAUAACAUGUAUUCAUUUCAAUCAGUUAUGUUGCUGCCCUGCAUAGUUUUAACUGGUUUAUUUUCAUUGUAGCAGAAAAGUGACUUGAAAAUAACCAGUACAGGUUUGAUUAUCACACCAAAAAAUGCCAUUUUGUUAAUCACCAAAAGACAAAAUAUUAUCCAAAGGCUGACCCAUGAUGUUAGCUUGUCACAAGUAACCAUUGUUCAAGGCAAAACUGUCUGUCAGUGCCACAAGGCCAAGUUUGAACUUGGGAGGGAAGAUGUUACAUAGUUGCAAAAUGCAGUAUUGUAGACCCAGGGAACAUUCAGAAAUGUUGCUUGAUAACAAUGUAGUUGUACAAAAUGAAUGUUCUUAGGGACAUAAAUUAUGUAAUAUUUUCUACUUCUAAUUAAACAAAUAAAUUGCAUUGAAAAGGAAAAAAGAUUUUUUUCUUCUUUCCUUAUGAAAUUACAAAUCUCAGAGAAAAGUAUUUUAGAUAGAUGGCUUCUUCACCCAUAUACUGAGACAUUGUCAUUACAGUUUGACCACAUAGUUUUGCACUAUUUGUCUUUAAAGAGCCAUGUACUGCAUGUCAUAUAGACAAUGUCCAGGAAGAUAGAUAUAUUUAAUGUUCUUGUUGAAAAAAUGAUACAGUAUUAAAAUAUAGGCUCUUUCCUCUUUAAAAAAUAACUACUUGGUAAUACAAGUGUUGCCUACUAAAGAUAAACUAAAUUGCCUCUGCAAAACCUAACCAUAAUAUUCAGAAAGAACUUGUAUAAUCUUCCCCUAAAAUAUUUUGAAAUGUGUUGAUACCUGUAUGAAUAACAGAAUGAAUAUAUUUUUAUAUAUUGAUAAAUGAGUUCCAAAAUAAGAAAACUAAUGAAAUUGAAUGGGGUCUCAGAAAGCCAAUGAUACACACGUAGUACAUAUAUUAUGUAUUUACAUAUAUAAGAAUUUAGAAUAUGAUCAAAAUAAAACCUUUAGCGGUGCAAGGUGGGGCAUGCCCAUAGUCCUAGCACUUGGAAGACUGAGACAGGAGGAUUGCUGCAAGUUCGAGGCCACCUUGGCUACAUAGUGAAUUCAAGGCCAACCUGAACUACAUAUACAUAGUGAGACCCUUCUCAAAAAGACAAAAGAUAAAGUAUUUACUAUAUUGAAAAAGAAAGUGAUUAUUCAGUGAUAUGGUGACAGCUUGUAAAUGGAAAAAAUUGUGAGCCCCUGUUUCAAAUCUUAUUCCCUUUUAUGUUUCAUAUAUAUUCAAUUUUCUGUAUUUUGUAUUCUGAGUGGGAAAGAUAUUCUCAAUCCAAAACCAGGGUAGCAAAAGUGCCAAUGAAAAAUCUACUGAUGCUCAGCCUGCAGCAGAGCCUUGUACUCACUGGACUAUUCAAGUUAUGAGUUACAGAUUUAGCAUUUCCUAGGUAAGUGUUUCUUUCAGAGAAAACGUAUUUUUGGUUAUGCUUCCCUCAGGUCGACCUACCACUCAAGGGACACUUUGAUAUUGUCCUGUCCAAUUUAACUUCUGUAAGCAGCUUUUUAAAGUAUUUGGAUUUUGCAGAUAGGAUAUUUUAUUGUUAUUGUUCUAGUUUUAUUUCUUUUUAAAAUGUUUUUGUUGUUGUUAGAGGAAGGAAAACAUGUCAGUCACUUGAAUAUUCAUACUGGAGGGUUCUUUUCCAUGUUUCUGCAGAAGUCCUGGGUAAACAAGCCACACUCAAUUCAAUUUAAAUCAGAAGAACUACAAAUACUUUUUAGUAUAAUAUGUCACAGGGACUACUUGGUACAUACUUACAAUAAACAAUUAUACAUCUGAAAUUAAAAUUUAACUGAUGUUAAAUUGAAUCUGGUUCUGUUACCAUGAGACCUAAUGUCAGUCUUUUAUGUUUCCUCGUGCUUACAUGUGCAUGCCUACUGCUCUAAUCUGAAUAUGUUUUAUGGAAAAAAAUUAAAACGACACAAUUGUUACAAAUUAGAUUUUUUUUGUACCAGGGCUCAAGCUCAUGAUCUUGUGCUUGUCAGGUAGGCAUUUGUGCCACCAAGCUAAAUCCCUGGCGCACAAAUUAGAAUUUUUGAGACUAAAACUUAAAAGUUAGUUCUGGAGGUGUGGCUGAGUGGUAGAAUAUUUGCCUGCCAUAUAGAAAACCUGAUUUUGAUUGAUCAUCAGUACCAGAUAAACACUUAAGUUUUAAAAUAUAAACCCAAGUAUGUUCAAAAGUAUUCUAUUCUGUAGCAAGAAAAAUGAAUCAAAAGGAUACAUGAUAAGGCUUAUUUUCAAAAACUCUAGAAUAUCAAGAGCAAUUAAAAGACUCUGAGAAUGGGUAGAAAACACUGCUUGAGUGAGUGAUUUUGGUCUUGAGGAAUGACAUCUGCAAAUAUAUAAUGCCCAUCUGCCUUUAAUGAUAAGAAGUUUAGUCAUCUUAUCAAAAAACUGUCCACAUUUUUCUCUCUUCCCACUAAAAACAAUGUUAGGGUUUGAGUCUGGAUGUCCCCCCUAAAGCUCAUACAGUCAUGCAGGAGGACUUCUAGGGUUUGUAAAUGACUUAUGGUCCAAUGAUGGGAUUAUGGGUGUGAGUGCUACACCCAAGAGGGUGUGGCCUUCAUAUAGUAUAAAGGACAGAAAGAGUCUUCUCUCCAUCUCCACUUUUGCUCUUGUUGUUUUGGUAUCUGCCACCACCAUGAACUGUUGCCCCUCUGCUGUGCUACCCUGCCUUGAAGCCAGCUGAUUAUGAAUUGAAACCUCUACAAAAUCUGAGCUAAAUAAACCUUUCUUUCCUUCA
Messenger RNA from Cavia porcellus (domestic guinea pig), 4806 nucleotides. RefSeq names its product BEN domain containing 6 (gene Bend6). The transcript is spliced from 6 exons. Lineage: Eukaryota; Metazoa; Chordata; Mammalia; Rodentia; Caviidae. Gene Ontology annotation, biological process: negative regulation of Notch signaling pathway; positive regulation of neuron differentiation. Gene Ontology annotation, cellular component: nucleus. The record is from RefSeq and is a predicted model, not a curated record. Gene Ontology annotation, molecular function: DNA binding; transcription corepressor activity. Bases 16 to 1266 code for a protein of 416 amino acids.